Haemonchus placei is the source of this 402-nucleotide messenger RNA. Lineage: Eukaryota; Metazoa; Nematoda; Chromadorea; Rhabditida; Trichostrongylidae. The record is from the annotation of a GenBank genome assembly.
AUGAAAUCGAAGAGUUCAGUUAUAGCAACGUCAAACUUCUCCGCUUCAAGUUGCCGUAGAAGCUCUUUGUUGUCCAGGGUUUCUGACACUGUCAUGUACGCGAUGCGGGUUAAUGUUGGUAAGAACACACAAUUAUUAGCUGGGUAAGAACUUUGAAAUGUGUACGAAACGAAAAGACUCACAGAUAAUAUUCCGAAGGGAUUUUUUGGAUUAUCGGUCCAUAAAUUUCUCCUCACAGCACCUGCCAGAUGUUGCUUGACGCUUUCCUUGAGUUCUAUGGAUGGAUUGAUUUGGACGAGACGAGACUUUGUGGUGCCAUUGCCCACGAGAUUCACAUUAAGGAAAGGUUGGAGUGCGACCAUUUUGCGAAGAACUUGUUCAGAGCAGAAGGUAGUUGAAUGA